AUGAACGCAACACCGCAGACGGCGGUCGAUGAUGAAAUUCAACGGCGACUGUCAAAACUGUCCGCCUACAAACAGACGGAGUACCACUGCGUGGAGGCCAUCGCGGCACUGCGUCAGUUGCUGCGGGAGGUGUUGGAGCUCGAGGGACACGCGUCCGGCUCCAACGGCGAUGGCCCCAGUGACAGCGGCGGUCGUGCAGAGCUGGCGAAGGCACAUCAUGCGGUGCGGCGCGCCCAUCAGCAGCUGAACAAGCUUGCGAAAGAGGCCCAACGUGCGUCACGUCGCGAGGGCGGCGAGUAUGAGGCCGACCUGAAGGAAUUAUUGCGGCAUGUGGAGAGCGCCAAGCGCUGGUACCGCGAGUGCUUUCGUGUCGGGCCGGCAGGCGGCGCGGCAUAUCAGCCGCAGAGUGAUGUCGGUAGCGCGCUUGACGACGAGGGUCAAUACACGCGCUCACCCAUGCGCAGUGGGGCCACAGAUUUGACCACCCCGUUGCUUGCAGUGAGUAGUGACGGCCGCAGCCGUGGCGCGGGCAGCUGGUGCGCCGAUGCCUGUGCACCGCGCCCCACCGUCUCUGAUGAAGAGUUUCUUGUUUUUGCUGAUGAGGUGCGGCGAAACGAUGACCUUGCCGAAGCCGCAUUGGAUCGCAUCUCACACGGCCUCUCGCGGCUCCAUGAGAAUGCACUGAGUGUGACCUCCGAGCUGCAGACGCAGAGGCAACUUCUAGACGAUGUGGAGGGGAAAGUGGACACGACCCACACAAAACUCAGCAGAAUGAACAUACGGCUACGUAAAAUCCUAUCGGAUAAGGGUAGAUGUGACUGGUUUAUGUAUGCGUUCUGCUGUGUACUGUUGCUUGGCGUGAUCGUUGCAAUUGCCGUCCUGAUCAAGUCGUGA
Molecule: messenger RNA, 894 nt
Organism: Trypanosoma rangeli
Lineage: Eukaryota; Euglenozoa; Kinetoplastea; Trypanosomatida; Trypanosomatidae
Product: putative Qb-SNARE protein
Exons: 1
Coding region: 1-894 (297 amino acids)
Source: RefSeq, a predicted model, not a curated record